GGUGACGCGAAAGUGACGAGUGGUCACUGAGGAGCAAAGGCCCGAGUCUGGGUGUAGGGACAGCCCCGGAGGCGGCUUCGGUGCGGAAACAGUUCCUCAGGUCUCGCCUGACUGACGAGCUGCCGGAGGAAACCUCCCUCCUUCCAUCUUGGGUCCGCCCACCCCGUGGCUGCUGUGCGUGGGCGGUGCAGCUUGUUAUCUGUGAGGCUGCUUCCGCUCAGAACUUGCCGCGGGAGAGGAGGAGGUGGCGGCAUGGCGGCGUCCGGGCCGACUGCGUUUCCAGGGAAAAUGAGCCAUAAGAAGUACAAGGCUGCACUGAACAAGGAGAGACGGAGGAAACGGAGGCAGGAGCUCGCCCGACUGAGAGAUGCAGAAUUGUCACUGCAAGAGGAGGAAGAAGAUCCUUUGGCUGAAGAAAAACGAUUAGAAGAAGAAAGGCUGAUGGAGCAAGAGAGGCAAAGAUUACAUGAAGAAUGGUUACUGAGGGAAGAGAAAGCACAAGAAGAAUUCAGGGCAAAGAAGAAAAAAGAAGAGGCAGCUCGAAAACGGAAGGAAGAACAAGAGAGAAAGUUAAAGGCAGAAUGGGAAGAGCAGCAGAGAAAAGAGCGAGAGGAAGAGGAGCAGAAGCAACAGGAGAAGAGAGAAAGAGAGGAAGCUGUGCAGAAGAUGCUGGAUCAGGCUGAAAAUGAGUUGGAAAAUGGUGGCACUUGGCAGAACCCAGAACCGCCCACGGAUAUAAGAGUACUGGAGAAAGAUCGAGCCAAUUGUCCAUUCUACAGUAAAACGGGAGCUUGCAGAUUUGGCGAUAGGUGCUCACGUAAACACAACUUCCCUACAUCAAGUCCCACCUUGCUUAUUAAGAGCAUGUUUACCACGUUUGGAAUGGAACAGUGCAGGAGGGAUGACUAUGACCCCGAUUCAAGCCUAGAAUACAGUGAAGAAGAGACCUAUCAGCAGUUCCUAGACUUCUAUCACGAUGUCCUGCCCGAGUUCAAGAACGUGGGAAAAGUGGUCCAGUUUAAGGUCAGCUGCAACUUGGAACCUCAUCUGAGGGGCAAUGUGUAUGUUCAGUACCAGUCGGAAGAAGACUGUCAAGCAGCUUUUUCUCUUUUUAAUGGACGAUGGUAUGCAGGACGACAGCUUCAGUGUGAAUUCUGCCCUGUGACCCGUUGGAAAAUGGCAAUUUGUGGCUUAUUUGAAGUACAGCAGUGUCCAAGAGGAAAACACUGCAACUUUCUUCACGUGUUCAGAAAUCCCAACAAUGAAUUUAGGGAAGCCAACAGAGACAUCUACCAGUCUCCAGAUUGGACUAGCUCCUCCUUCGGUAAGAAUUUAGAGAGGAGGGAAAGGACCAGCCACUAUGAUGAAUACUAUGGCAGGUCAAGAAGACGGAGGAGCCUGAGUCCAGACCUCUCCUACAAGAGAAACGGUGAGCCCGACAGGAAGAGCAGUAGUAAUCACAGGGGGAAGAAGUCUCACAAGCACGCCGCGAAAAGUCGUGAGAGGCGCAGUUCACAAAGCAGAGGAAGAAGAAGGGAUCACAGUCCAGGCCCUCGGAGGAGCCGCCGGAGCCGGAGCCGGUGCCGCAGGAGCCGGAGUCGGAGCCACAGCCACAGCCGGACCCGAAGCCGGAGCGGGAGCCGGAGCCGGAGCCGGAGUCGGAGUCGGAGCCGGAGCCGGAGCCGGAGCCGGAGCUCAUCAAGGUCCAGGAGUCAUGGCAGGAGAAAGUCAGGUAGUCGAGACAAAACUACCCAGAGUCCCAAAUCUAAAUAAACUUGGUUUUUAAAAAAUAUUCUGUCUUUUUAUGGCAGCUACUCACCUGUAUAGUUUGACAAGGCUAGUCAAACAUCAUGUAAGUAGUACUUUUUGAUAAAUUGUGUAUAUAACAACAUGAAAUUACUUGUAGUCCUAACUUUGAGAGCAUCAGUUAACACUGGAGUAAUGCUUUAGUAUUUUUUCAUUUUCGGUAUUUCUCUGUCUCUCCUCUCUAUGUAAGUGUAUCACAAGUACAGAGGUCAGAGAACAGUUUUCAGGAUUAAUUACAGUGAGAUCCAGGAAUUGCACUGAGGUCAUGAGGCUUUAUUCUUGUUAAGUGUCCAUUCCAUACCCUUUAUUUUUGUUCUAUGCAUAUGGGUAUUUGGCCUACAUGUAUUUGUGUGGACCACUUGUGUGCCUAGUGUCCAUGGAGGCCAGAAGACAGUGUCUCUUAACAACUGAACCAUCUCUCCAGCCUAACACACUUUAUUUUUUAACUGAAAGUCACAUAUUGCUUUAAUGUCUUUCACUCAAUUGUUUCAUUUCAUCAAUCCUGAUUCUUUUGUCCCAUAAUUCUUUUUACUCACUACAUUAAUACAUCUAUGCUUCUUUGACAACAUCCCUAUUGAUAACCCUCCUAGAUUUCCUUAAUGAUUUCUGUACUUUUUGAUCAAUUUCUUAAAAUAAACUAUAUCAAGAAAGUCUUCCAGGAAGACUACAAAAAAGGUCAUCUUACAGCUCCCACAGUGCUAAAUUAUCUUGAUCUUUAACAGUUUGGCAAGUUUUAGGUAUUUAAGUGUUUAUUUUUCUCACUAUUUUUCUACUUAAUGGCCAUUCUUUUUGUGCUUUUAAAAUACUAUAUUUUUUCUAUGAGCAGAAGUUUUUUUUUGUUUGCAAACUUAUUUCUUGCUUCAAAGUGUUGAAGUACUCUUCCAUAUUUCUCUUUCCCCAUAUUUACAGUUCCUCCUUCACUUGGGGGCUGUCAUGGUGCAUAUCUUGUUUGAAUAGUGUAUUGUGAAAGUUCUUUAUAUAGAGGCAUUUUGUCAUUUCCCAGAAAAUGAAUUGUCACUAUUAGCUCCAUGCACUGUUAAAAUAGUCAUGGUAUAAUAAUCACAGAAGGGUGAUGAGCGAAGAGAACUGAUUGUAGGAUCACGUAUAUUAUCCCUAGCUUUCCCAAUAACUCUCCUCUCAGACUUUCAACUGUCAUGCUAUGGACCACAAAAUUCAGUGUCAUGUGGUAUUUAGCAGUCUGACAUUUGAGAAUUCAUUAAGGAUGCAUACAAGUCAUGUGCAGUAACUUACUCCAGUAAUUCUUGCACUGGGGAGGCUGAUGCCAGCCAGGGCUAGAAUAAGACCCUGCCUCAUUUUAUUAAAAAAGGCAUAAAACGUUGAAAAAGUUUAACAAAAUGCAAUUUGUUUAAAUUCUAAAUGCCUGCUUCAUACUAAAAACGAUGGAUUUCUAGAUUUACUGGGCUCAUUAAUGCUGAAUAGUUUUAAGUAAAUUUGGUAUUUUUUAAAAAAUACUGAUCAAACUUCAGCCAAGACUAUGUAAAAUUGUUUUGUAUGUAUGAUGCUGGGGCUUCAAACAUGGUAGGCAAGGGGGCUACCACUGAGGUAUAUCCCCAGUCCAUGGUCUUAGGAUCAUGAUGGGAAGGGAAAGGAAAGUUGUCUUUUUUGCUUAAGACAACUGAUGAAGUGGUGACUUUCCCCUCAGAUGUUUGUUGGCCAGUAUUGAGUGCCGGGGAAGUUUAGAAAACGCUGACUGGGUGAUUACCCUGAAGUGACUUUGAGCUUACAUUUACUGUAAUAAAUGGGUGCCCAUGCAUGUGUGUGAUAAACUCCACAUUUCUGACAGGAGCCCACAGGUCUUUUAGGGAACAGCUGCAUUCCUCAAAGCCCAUGUAAACCUACAGAUGUCUGUUUCAACUUAAUUUGCUGAGAAUCCUUUCCUUGUUCUUAACUAUCUUAAGCUUUGAAUGAAACAAUUUCUAUUUGUAGUAGCAGAAGGCCCCAUAACCAUACUACUACUGUAACUGGAAGUUUUGACUUGUUGCUUACAUUAGGCAGCACAGUCAGCAAAUUCAUCUAUUGCAUGUGCUAGCACUUCCUCAUAUGUAGGAGGUGAGGAUUCAUCAUUUGGAUAUCCAAUUAUCUGGAGUAAUCUGAGUUGCUAAAUCAGAAAGUGUCUAAAAGGCAACUGCAUCAAGAUUUUAAAAGCGGCAUUUAUUAAUGGAAAAUAAAUGUGUUGUAAGUUCUUGAUAGCCUAGAAUUAAUGUGAUUUUUUAAAAUGAGCUUGAUGUACAUGAAAUUUCCUACCCUUUUGUCAUUUUUGUGUGUGCUUUCAACCACCAUCACAUUCCAGUGCAGGGGGGUGGACUGUCAGAUGGAGAGGGAUUGUCAACACUAUUGGAAAAAAAAGAACCCUUCCUUCAACAGCUCUGCCUCGUUUGACAGAACAUCUGGAAAGAGAUAAAAGUACACCACAGUGUUUGUAGAACAUUUAUUACCAUUAAUUGGUGAUGUGAUAAGACAGUGUUCAGGCGGCUCAAAGGUUGUUCACAAUCACAGCAAAGCUUACUCCAGCCUAGCACAUACAAGGGGAAGUAGAAACCAGGGAGAUGUGUUCAGGGAUGUGUCAGGAUGUAUAAAAGUGGUGCCGAGCAUUUAUAUAGCUUGAAAAAAUAUAGGGCCAACUAAUGCCAUUUACUUCACUCAACUCUCACUUGGCUAUACGAAAGGUAUCGUUUAAAUUUCCACAAGACUUCUGAUGACUGGGCAGUGACAUGAAAGGAAAGGGAGCUGCCGUCAUGUUUGUAGCAAUUCUAGUUGGAAGGAAGCAACAGGAAGCAAAAAUGAAUUUGGCUUUAACAAGCACCCCAGAAGGAACAUUCAUGCUUUAGAUAAUGACUUUAUAUAAUACUUUGUGAAGAGAACAACAUACUGUUAUGAAGAAUACCUGGUAAUUAACGGUCCUAUUUUGUUUUGGGGCCUUGAAAACAAUUAAGUAACUACAUGAUUAUGACCAUUAAAACUUCACCUCAGGAGUCACAAGUUCCUUGGCCUUAAAAAUUAUGUGCUCAAGAUUAAGAAUGUCUUUGACCUUGUCCCCCUCAUUCAGAAUACUUAAUGAAUUUUAGUGUAACAUAGCAUCAUUCCAAGUUUUCUAAAAGCAUCGAUUCCCUUUGUUUUAAUGUAUGUUGUAUCCAAUAAGGGUCUUUGAUAUCAAUGUGGUUGCUUAAAUUUUCAAUAAACCUUUCAUUUGA
This is a messenger RNA of Mesocricetus auratus (golden hamster), 5018 nucleotides long. RefSeq names its product zinc finger CCCH-type, RNA binding motif and serine/arginine rich 2 (gene Zrsr2). Lineage: Eukaryota; Metazoa; Chordata; Mammalia; Rodentia; Cricetidae. The transcript has 11 exons. Gene Ontology annotation, molecular function: metal ion binding; pre-mRNA 3'-splice site binding. Gene Ontology annotation, biological process: mRNA splicing, via spliceosome. The coding region runs from base 253 to 1773 and encodes 506 amino acids. Gene Ontology annotation, cellular component: spliceosomal complex; U2AF complex. The record is from RefSeq and is a predicted model, not a curated record.